CUCGACAUCUCUGUUCUUCAUUACGAGAAUUACGUCCGAGAUCUUGAAAAAUCAGAGGACAUCAACAUGACGGCUGUGGAAUCAGAAAAUGUGCUGGUCGGCGUCAUCGGAGGGAGUGGUCUCUACCACCUCGACAACCUCACCUUCAUAAAGCAAGUCAACCCCGAAACGCCCUGGGGCUUCCCAUCCUCUCCAAUCACUAUCUGCGCGCUUCCUUCUGGCGCGCGCGUCGCCUUCCUCGCGCGGCACGGGGCGGGGCACACUAUCGCGCCCUCCGCCGUGCCUGCCCGAGCAAACAUCGCCGCUCUCAAGUCCCUCGGCGUUCGUGCGGUGCUCGCAUUCUCUGCCGUCGGCUCUCUCCGGGAGGACAUCUCGCCUGGCACGUUCGCGCUGCCUACGCAGGUAAUUGAUCGCACCAAGGGCGUGCGCCCCGCGAGCUUCUUCGAAGGCCUCAGCGUCGUCGCACACGCCGCAUUCGGGGACCCGUUUAGCGUGCGCCUCGUGAAAUGGCUCGAGGGCCCAAUCCGCCGCGCGCUCGAGGAGGAGGGCCGCGGCGUGCAGCUCGUAACGGAGAAGUGCAUCGUGUGCAUGGAGGGCCCGCAGUUCUCGACGCGCGCGGAGAGCGUGAUGUACCGCCAGUGGGGUGGCGAUCUCAUCAACAUGAGCGUACUUCCUGAGGCGAAGCUCGCGCGCGAGGCCGAAAUCAGCUACGCGCUCGUCGCGACGGCGACUGACUAUGACUCGUGGCGGCCACACGCCGAGGCGGUGACCGCUGCGGAGGUGUUCAAGACACUGCAGGCCAACGCCGACACGUCGCGGCACGUCGCGGCGACAAUCCUAGAGGAGCUGGUCGCUGCCGCCGCCGCGGGUGACAUUCUCGCCGAGGAGGCAGGCUCGAUGCAGUACUCGAUCAUGCCGCGCUCCGAGAAGCAGAAACCAGAGGACAGGGAGACGCUGCGCUACAUCCUUCCGACGUAUUUUUCGGGCUAGAUAUGCUCACCACGGUCUAGACCUCCCAGUCUCAGGAGACCUAGGGAGAUGAGCCACGAUAAAUGUGGCGUGUAUCAGCUAGAGCCAUGUAUCUAUCUUUAUUGUAUAGAAGAUGUCUGCAGGCCUGU
Messenger RNA from Heterobasidion irregulare TC 32-1, 1118 nucleotides. RefSeq lists its product as uncharacterized. Gene Ontology annotation, biological process: nucleoside metabolic process. Gene Ontology annotation, cellular component: cytosol. The record is from RefSeq and is a predicted model, not a curated record. NCBI's taxonomy places the organism in Eukaryota, Fungi, Basidiomycota, Agaricomycetes, Russulales, Bondarzewiaceae. The transcript has 5 exons. Gene Ontology annotation, molecular function: S-methyl-5-thioadenosine phosphorylase activity. The coding region runs from base 67 to 990 and encodes 307 amino acids.